CGACCAAUACCACUGUUUCGUUGAUGCCGCCACCACAUCGAAAUCGUAUGAGUUUCGCAACAUCAACUAUAGGUACUAAAUUACAAUUUCAGGCUUCGUUAGCGCAACCAGCAAUUACCUAAGAUACCUAUGCGUCUACGAGCGAUAGCUAAUGUUCUUGUCUUGAGAAAUUGGUACCAUGGUACCCAGCACCAAUGGGUUUGAUGGUGUAGCUCCGCAGAGCGUAACGUGAUUAUGUUGUGUUAUUAUGUCAGAUUCUGCUGAGUAUUAUUGUUGAAAACAGUACACGUUGCACUUUUGUUACAGUAGCUAUUAUUUAUUUAUGUGUAGCAAUAUGUUUCGUGAAAGUUUAAACCGAUUCUACGCCAGUUUUGAGUGAAAUAGGCAGUGCUACAAAGAUUUAGUUCGGGGGUGACAAAACUCUGUUUAAUUUAAAGUUGUUGAAACCAUAAUGAGUGCAACAAUGUUUACAAAAAUCCCAGAAACGACCAAAACUAAAAUUCCUGUUCCUGCUAGUCCUACUCCGUUACGUAGACAUAACAGUCUCCGCUUGAGGGGUGAAAAACCCUUCACUUAUCCGAUAGGGAAGCGGCGAGAUGAGGAAAACAACAUUAUUAUAGCCAAGGAAAGCCCAGAUCAGAACCACACGGCCAGCAAAGACCGCAACCACAAUAAUAAUCGAUUCCCCUUUUCGGACACAACGCACCACCAGUCCUCGUUCAACCCUCUUUUACAACGGGGCCGAUCGUUCAUGGAGAGGAGCGACCGGGGGGUUCAACAUGGAGCUAAGAGACCGGAAAAUAUGAAAAUCGGGAAUCGAAGUCCCGUAGAGGUGCUAAAAGGAGGUACUACCCCAGUGUCGCCCAGUAGAGUGAGAAGUCUGUCCUUAUCUUUAGCCAAUGUUAGACAAGGAAACCAUAGUUCUAAAUCGCCUUCAAUAAUCACUUCCUCUCCGAACCGUCAAAUUUCUGCCGAUUCGAGAAAUUUUUCGACUGGUGCUAUAGAUAAUUGGGAUUCAGAAAGCGUAACUAGUAUAGGAAGCAGUGUGGCGUCUUGUGACCAUUCCAGUGUAGCUUGGAACGGUACAACUUUUUCAGGAAGGAGCAUGAAGUAUGUUUUUCAUUGCAAUCAACACGCUGGAGCAGUAGGGGACGAGUACUUAACGCCGACACAAAGAGCUCAAAAGCAAGUAAAGAAACUCAAAUACCUCCUGCAGCAAGCUCAGAAGGAUUUAGAAGAGAAAGAUAGUGAUAUUUUGAAAUUAACCAAAGAAGUAGUUGAAUUGAGAUUGUAUAAGGCUGCCCUAAGUUCGCCAGAAGACAAAUCAAAUUCGAGUGAUGCCGUUACAGUUAGAGAAAAUAACAGUAACGAAACAACUCCAGAAGAUGCCGUAGAUGGAUUAUCGAAUCACCUAGCGAACGACCUUAACACGUCGUUCGCCGAUUCCGGCCAUUUUGAAGACUGCACAAGUUCGUCCGUUCAUUCUAAAGAGUCUGUGUUAUCAGAAGAUUGUAGAACGCCUAGUAAAUCGGGAAGAUUAGUACGAUUAGACAAGUCCACAUCCACCGAUCAAGAAAUUGAACACCAAAAGAUAAUCGAGGAAUACGAGAGGAGGUUCCAAGAGCUGAUCAAAACGCACGAGGAAGAAUCGAUUCAAUUAAAACAAAAACACAACGAAAAGAUCGAAGAACUCCUGCAGAGGAUCAGUGAGAUCAACGCUAGGUAUUGGCAGAUAGUACCCGAAUUAGAAGAAGCCAAAGAAAGGAUCAAAGAGCUCGAACACCAGCUAGAGGAGGCUAGCAAGAAGUUGGACGAGCAAAACGCCGAGGCGGAGAAGACUGCCAAGUCUGAAGAACUUCUUAAUAGGAGCGAAGAGUUGGUGAAGCAUCACAAUAAGAUAGUGGAGCUAGCUCAACAUCCAAGCCGAGUAUCAGUUCCAGAGCUGCUAAAUGAAUUACAAGUAACAAGAAAUGAGCUAGAGAACAUAAGAGACGUUGAGUAUGCAACAACUUCUAAUAAUUCACAACCACUUUUGAGUGCAAAAGAGGCACUUUCUUUGUGGGUACUUGGUGCAAGGAAGGCGAUGUACCGGCAACUGAUGGAAGCCAAAAACAAAAACAAAAUAGAUCCUGAAAUCACGUUACAAUUUUUAAAAUCAGCCGUUUACUAUUUUCUUACCGAUAAAGAAAAUAGCCAAGGUCACCUCAAGGCCAUCCAAAGCAUCCUAGGAUUUUCCUCUAACGAAAUUUCGAGUAUAGAACGCGCUAGACAAACCUAGCGAUUUAAAAAUAAUUAGUGCCUAAAUAUAGUUAUAUAUUUAUUGAAUUUAAAUCUUUAUGAAAUUGUUAAGAGUUAAGUAUUAUUUAAAAAAAUGUUUCUAAAAAUAUAAAACGUAGGUUAUUUGCUUACUAUUCGAAAAACGGAAAUUAAAUGUAAGGCAAGGGUUGCUAGGCCACCAUUAACCUCGAAUUUCAGGCAGCUACCUGCUACAAAUUUCCCAAAAGACUCCUUAAAAGAACUACCGACAUGAAAUUCAUCUGUUUUUUCAGUUUCACACGCUUCUCCACUCUGAUCUACCAUCUACCAUACUCUAUCCUCGCUCUCUCUCUCCCACACUAUUUUCUCUCUCUCUCUCUCUUUCUUCCUCUCUAUACCCGACUUUUGGACCUGGGCAAGCUGACUCAAUAAGAGUUGCACAUUUCCUCUCCCUUUUCCUCUAUUGUGUUCUUUUAAAUGGUAGCAUCUCAUCCACCAUUUCCAUGAUUAAUUAUAGGCUGACUACCAGCUCCCUUUUCUAUCGACUACCCAUCCAUUACAUAUUAACAGGGUGUGUGACAAUGUUCGACAUUUCUUCUUCUUCUUCUACGGUACUACAGCCCAAAUUGAGCCUUGGCCUCCUUUACUUUUUGCCUCCACCCUUGCUGGUCUGUAGCUGCUCUUCUCCAUACACGGACUCCUAAAAGGGCUUGUGCGUCGCUGUUUACUGUGUCUUCCCAGCGCUUUCUUAGCUUUCCAACCGGUCUUUUUCCCUGCAUUCUAGCAUUCAGUGCUCUUUUGGUAGCCUAUCCUCUCCCAUUCUUAUCACAUGUCCGGCCCAUUGCAAUCUUUGUAUUCUAAUGAAGUCUGACAGAAGUGCUUCCUUAUAAAGUUGAUAAAGUUCGUUGUUGUAUCGACUUCUGAAGAUUCCGUUUUCCCUUACAGGUCCUAGUAUUCUCCUCAGUACUUUCCUUUCGAAUGUGUCGAGUUUGUUUUUGGAUGUUUCUUUCAGGACUCAGGCUUCACUGCCAUAGCAUGUUAUUGGUCGAAUUAAAGUUUUAUAGAUUCUCAAAUGUUCGACAUUUGUCAGUACAAAAAUUGUCGUUUUCUACCUUACCGAAUCUAUUCUGAAAUAUCUGUCGAAGCUUUGUACGAAACUGAGAAAAGCAUUCAACUAAACUAUUAUUACUGGUAUAUGCAAAUCUGCAUCAGAUAUUCAGAUGACACAAUAGUAUUUGCGGACAACCUAGAAGAUCUACAAGUCCUUAUGACCAAAAUCACGUAAUACAGUCAAGAAUAUAGAUCAAUAUAAACGUAAAGAAGACAAAGCUCAUGAUAAUUAGAAAAAGAUAACGUAAGGUCAACCAAACCCAGUAGAAAGAGUGGUUUACUACUAUUACCUCGGCAUCAAAAUAAAUGAAGAAAUGGUUAACAAUCAGGAGGUAAGAGCUUGCAUUGAAAAAGUUAGAUCCACCUUCAACUGGAUGGGAACUUUCUUCAAGAGCCACAAUCUCUCUCUUGGUAUAAAAAUAAGAAUUCUGCAAUGCAAUGUCUACUGUAUCCUUGUUUACCGUAUCGGAAAAUACUUACGAUCCUGUAGACUUGCCGAUUCACAAAUGAGGAAGUCCUUAAAAAAAUGAAGAAGAACCGAGAGGUACUGACCACCAUUAAAUCUCGAAAUACAUAAUACUUCGGACACUUUCAUCAUCCAGCCUCAAAAGUCCACUGCUGAACAUAGGCCUCCUCCCCUCGUUUCCAACCCCAUCUAUCCUGCGCCGCCCUCAUCCAGUUUUUAUUUACCUUUCUUAAGUCGUCAGUCCAUCUUGUAGGCGGUCGAUCGACGCUUCUCUUGUCUUCUCUUGGCCUCCAUUCCAAUAACCUCUUCGUUCAUCGCCCAUCUGUCAUUCUGGCUACGUGUCCUGCCCAUCUCCACUUCAACCUGGCUAUCCUCUCGAUGACGUCAGUCACCUUUGUUCUUCUCCUGAUUUCUUCGUUUCUGAUUUUGUCUCGCAGAGUUAUUCCUAACAUUGACCGCUCCAUUCUUCUCUGCGUGACUCUUAGUUUGGUAGCCGAGGCUUUAGUUAAGGUAAGUGUUUCUGAUCCGUACGUCAAGACUGGGAGGACGCACUGAUCGAAUACCUUUCUCUUUAGACAUGUGGGUAACUCACUUUUAAAAGUUUCUCUCAGUUUUCCAAAUGCUGCCCACCUCGGACACUUUAUGCGAAAUGAAUCCAGAUAAGCCCUCCUACAAGCCAUCCUACCAGGAAUAAUAUUUGGAAAGCUACUUCCAGGAAGAAGAGGAACAUCCUGAUUAAAGAACCUCCGAAUCUGGUUCAACACAAUAUCUGUUAAGCUUUUUCGCGCAGAUAAGAUAUGUAAAGAUUGCCAUGGGGAUCGCCAACAUUCAUCACGGAUAGGCACAUCAAGAAGAAAAAGAACCUUACUGAUCAUGCCAACAUAGUUCCUGCAGCAUCUAUAUGUUCUAUGAGCAUCUACGUUAAGAAGUAAUCCAAAUUUUUAGCACAUCUUGUAAACUACUAAGUCUUGGUAGACGCAUGAUUCUGUAGCCACACGACACACCCUUCCUGUCAGCGCGAGAGAGGUGCUUCUCUACCACUCUAUUGGGACCUCCUCGUUUAACAUCUGGAUCAGGUAAAGGCCAAGGUCCUCCAAAUCACUGCUAUACAUGCUCCCCUAAUCAUCCGUUUUAUUCAGUCACAUCUCUUUUGGAAACACUCACUUAUGCACAUUCGUAUGUAUUCACCUCCUUUUUCAUGUUUUCUUGACGACGCAUCAAUCCAUACAUGCAACAAGCUCAUGCCUCUUAUCCAUUCUUCGUCUUGGUCAUAUGUAGAGGACACACCUAACAAAAGCUCUUCAUGUCAUUUGCGAUCCAAAAUAGAGCGAUCUAUUAAGAUUGCAUGGUUCAUGCCUAUGGGCAGUCCAGCAGUAACUUCAACUGAUCAUUUGCCCUACUUUUAUAUCCGUUUAAAAAUUAGAUAUUUUUAAUAAGCUAAAUCAACGUUUUUGGCUGUAUUUGAAUAAUUACUUUUUAUAUUUUUUAUAUAGACUCAUUUUUAGAUAGUCAAAUUAUUUCAAGGCAAUAACGGGAGCUACUUAACGGAUAUCAUUUCUUACUUCAUCUGAAACAGUCUAUUUUUGUUAAAAAUUUUCAAUAAAGUUGCAUCAUGGCAUUUAAAA
This is a messenger RNA of Diabrotica virgifera virgifera (western corn rootworm), 5457 nucleotides long. It is a transcript of the gene qtc, whose product is annotated as protein quick-to-court. The record is from RefSeq and is a predicted model, not a curated record. NCBI's taxonomy places the organism in Eukaryota, Metazoa, Arthropoda, Insecta, Coleoptera, Chrysomelidae. The transcript has 12 exons. The coding region runs from base 452 to 2278 and encodes 608 amino acids.